GCCAAGGGGUGGGGACGUUCAUCCCCGUGCGCUUGUCUCCUGUUUUCUGCUGGACCCGGAGUCCCGCAAGAUGAGCAUCUUGAGCUAUUCUUGGGCCAGGAUACAUGCUGACACAGGGUACGUACGUUCCCUGACCCUAAGUGUUGAAGCUUGACCCUCUUCGAGACGAAACUCUUCCCGAACCAACGGACAGGUAACCCAUCGUCUUGGGCCUCCAACAGGACGUUCAUAGGAGGUUCUCGUGGGCCUUCUGGGGACGUUCAUAGAAGGCCUUUAUGGGUUGAUGGGUCGGCCCAUGUUGGGCCAUUAACCCAACACAAGUCCCCCACUUCCGAUGUUCUGAACGUGUGCGGGACAUAAGGAAGUAAAAACGAUCCCUCCGUAUCGCCCUAAACCGAUGUCCCUGACGUGACGGUUGCCUUUCUUGCUGCUGUUCAUGGGCUCUUGGUGACGGUUAUGCAGGCCGGUUCAACUUUCGAUGAAAAGGUAAUCAUUACGCGCCUGUCUGUUUCCACACGGCACGUGCCCAUGGGUACGCUCCUCGCCACGUGUCGUAUGUGGGUUGGACAGUGGAGGUGUAUCCUCCUAUAAAUCUGGGCCUUCUUAAGGGAUUAGGGUUAUACAUUCCUGUGUUUGCUCCCCCUUUGCUUUCGGUGUUCUUCUGCAAGUGUUAUUUGGUUCCCUGCUCCGCUUAACUUUCACAACUCAUAAGGUAAUCGAACUUGCUCUCUUCUUCCCUUCGCCUUUAACUCUCGUCAUGGUCUGCUAUAUGGACAUAUCUUCUGAGUCGGGUUCCGGGUCGGGUUCCUCUACCGGCUCAUCCUCUGGUUCGGACUCUAGGUCCCGCUCCUCGGGGGAGAUGGGUACCUCUGGUCAUUCCAGCGCUUCCACCGUGGUGGGGCGUAUUGCGGCGAACCUAGCUGUUCCUGGGGUGCAGGAGGCGGUGCCGAUAUGGACGUUGUUACUGGAGGUGAUCAGAUGGUGGUGGUCCAACUAAAUGUCCCCCGUCACAUUAUGUUGUUUCACAACGUUGCCGGGAUCGAGCAGUCCUUCUCGUGCAGGGCCUUAAAAGAGCUGCAGGUCCUCCUUCCCCCGCCGUUCAUCUACAGCCUCCGUGGUGCAGAUAACCUCUUCAGGAAACGUCUGGGGAUGAUCAUGGUGCACAUGGAUUCUAUCAAGGCCGGAGUACGCUUCCCCCUGCAUCAAUUUUAUCUUGAUUUCUUCCGUUGCUUUAACGUUGCCCCAGCACAAUUUAUGCCAAACUCGUAUCGGUUUAUCUCCGCGUUCAUUGUCCGCUGCCAGGCCAAGGGGUUGGCUCCGAGGCUAGAUCUCUUCCACUACUUUUUUCAGGUUGCUCCCCAGAAUGUAGACGGAUUUCUGAGCGUGGCCGCCCGUCCUUGCCAGAAGCUUUUUAGUGGUGCUCCGACCUCUAUUCACGAUUGGAAGAACUGUUUCUCUUCCUUCGUUAUUCGGACGACCGGCUUCCUGUGAGGUGGAAUGGGUUCCCCCCGAAGAUCAAACAGCCGGCGUUGACCGUCGAACUGGAGGAUAGGUACUUUCCAGGCUUGAAGACUUGAAGGGUCUUCUGACAAUCCAGGCACUUUCCGACACAGGGAUAGGUACCGCCCGCAAUCCCUUGAUUAACAUUCGCUCGUGGUUAUCUUGUGGGCCCGGGCGGUCCAGUCCCUGAGGUGUGUGCCCUUGAGAUUUGCACCGCCCAGUGUUGUCAAAAGCGCUCGCUUCUGCGCUUAAGCGCACAAAGCGCAGCGACGCAGACCCCUAGCGCCUGAGUAAGGAAGAAGCGCACAACCCUGGGCAAGGCGCAGCAUAAGCGCUAGAAGCGCACGAAGCGCGGAAGCGCUAUAGGCGCGCGCCUCAGUCGCCUGAAACGGAAAAGGCUGACAGCCCUUUUUUAGUUUAAAACUGAAAAAAAAGCCCAUAUCUUAAUAGUCCUCAGCCCAUGAAAACAAUAGGUUAAAGUAAGUUUAACCUACGUAAAACUAAGCUUAAUAGUACCGUUAGUACGUAAAAACCGCUAUACUCAAGCUGCUCUACACCAGCCGGUUCUUUCAGCUCUCCUCGCUUUCCUCACUCUGUCACUCUAUACUCAAGCUGCUCUACACCAGCCGGUUCUUUCAGCUUCAUCAUCUCAAGCAUACGCAGCUCUCCAUCGUAGCAGUAAACAAGGUAUAUCUUCUUUUUCAUGCAGUCUCAUAUCUUCUUUUUCAACAAGGUAAUACUCAUAGUAUUCUGCUUUUUUAUUUUUUAGUAUAUUACUAUGUAUUAUGUAUAUAAUACUCAUACUGUCAUAGUACUUUGCCUUGUAAUAUACAUAUAUAGUACUCUACAUUAUAUAUACAUACUAAUAUACAUACUAAUAUACAUACUAAUAUACAUACUAAAGUUUUUUAUUUUUUAGUAUAUUACUAUGUAUUAUGUAUAUAAUACUCAUACUGUCAUAGUACUCUGCCUUGUAAUAUACAUAUAUAGUACUCUACAUUGUAUAUACAUACUAAUAUACAUACUAAUAUACAUACUAAUAUAGUACUCUACCUUGUAAUAUACAUACUAAUAUACAUACUAAAGUUAUAUGUUCUUAUAUGUUCUUAACUUUAUAUAUCAAACUGAUUCCAUAAAGUUUAUGUAUCACUGACUCACUGUAUCAGUUAACCAACUGAUUAUAUAUGUACUAAAGAUAUAUAUCUUAACUUUAUAUGUACUAAUUACUAAAGAUAUAUGUACUGUGUACAUAUUAAAGUUAUAUGUGCUAAUGUACUAAAGAGUAAAGAUGUAUGUUCUUAACUUUAUAUAUCAAACUGAUUCCAUAUAGUAACUUUAUGUAUCAAUUAACAAACUGAUUCCAUUAUAUAUGUACUAAAGAUAUAUGUACUCAUUCCAGCUUUGAUCUUUUCUAGGAUAUGGAAGGUGGAACAAGUUCUGUGGGUGGUGCUGAAAGUGAAAACUCUACAAAAAAUGACCCAGCUUGGAAACACAACUACUUAGUUAACAAAAAAGAUCCUAAAUCAGCUUUGAUGCAUUUGGUUCAAUAUGAUGUUACAUACAUCGUAUUUGGUAUUUAUAGAAUAGUAUAUGUGACUUUAUAUAAGUAAUGCGCUUCACCCGAGUCAAGCGAGCGCUUUUUUGCGCUUUGCGCCUCAAGCGCUGGAAGACUCCUAGCGCUUCAGGUGCGCCUUACGCCUUUGACAACCUUGGCACCGCCCGGUUCUAAUAUUCUUGUUUCUUGUUCUAGGUCCCCCUCCCACUCAAGAACAGAUGGUGGAUGUUGUCAUGAUGGCUCGUCGCGAAGCCAAGGCGGUCAAGAAGCGGGCUACAGCGGCAAGGGCCCGGGGGGGCACUCAAUCUUUUGAGGCCAAUUCUUCUGCUGCGUCCCAGGGUGAUAAACGCGUUGGGGAAGCCGAGCAGCAGCUCAUUGCAGCUGUGACUGGGCAGGGCUCGGAGGUCCCCAAUGUUGAAGCUGGCUCGGUCUUGGAUGUGGAGCCGGUGGGUGUCGCCCCUCCCGCAGAUAGGGAGAAGGCCAGGGGGAAAAAGCCGAAAAGGCAACGCACUGAGCCUUCAGGCCCAAAGGCUCCUGAUGCCGCACUGCCCUCCCUGGGUUGUCUGGCCCCUGAAGUCUGGAGAGACAUGGCUUUCGAGUUGGGGUGGAGCUACCAACCUGUUCGUCGGUUGAGGCUGUUGCCUGUUGGCCAAGCUAUGGCGCAGAUUCUCGCGGUAUGGCUCUAUCCUUCCAUGCUCAUCAUUUAUUUUUAUUUUUUUUGAAUCAUGUCCUGCCGUUCGUCCCCUUAUGAUUCCCCAUUCCCCCCUCUCAGGUUGGAUGGAGCCUAUUGCAGGCGGAGGCCGCUCAGGAGUAGGACGCUGCCGAGACCAAAAUGAGAGUUGAUGAGGCUCUGAGGGAGGCCACGCGGGAGGUUGCACAGGCGAAAGAGGCAGCCGCGGAGACUGAGAAGAAGUUCCAGGCCGCUCUGAAUCUGGCCCAGAAGGAGAAGCAAGAUCUUCUUACCAAAGGUGGCCUCAGUGGAGAAGCACGGGAUCUCCUUUGUCCCUGCUGCUGCCCCGGCUGCAGUCCCUGAGGGCCGCCCAUGACUACUGUCGGGGGGGCGUAGGGGAGGUUUUUGACGACAAGCUGCAGGUGAAAAAACGCAAGGAGCGCCUGGCCCAUGGGGUGCAGCUUUUGCGACAAAAGUCGUUUGGUGCCGAGUGGAUGCUUGACUUGGCUGAAGAUAGCUUCGCGAAAGGGUACUACCUAGGCGUGAAGGGCAUGAAGCAGAUCCUCCCUCUGGUCGGUUGUCCAUCCUUCAACGUGGAUGAUCAUACGGAGAACCAGGAGCUCCAGAGGGUCGUUGCCAAAGUUGACCAGGACUUGAGGCGGGCUGAGGCUGAGCAGAAUGGAGAGGUCCCUGAGCCUCCUUCUCCUGAGGUUAGCUCUGAUGAGGAAGACGAGGAACCGGACUCCUCCGCUCGGCGUUCCCCUGCCCAUGGCUUUCUAGGGUGAUUCCUUUCCCUUUCUCAUAUGUUUUCAUCUUAUGUUUCUGGCCAAUAGUGCCGAAGAAUAACAUCUGGUUUUGCUCAUUGCUUGUUUGGUGAUUAUUGUUUGAUCUUUUCUCGCCGCUCGUAUCCUUUAUUGCUUCGUGUUUGACAUUUUUGGGGAUGGGGGCGUUCGCUUAUCCCCACAUGUACCUUCCCCUUUUUCAACGACGGGUCGUAUUGCAUGACGUCCGUCGUUCGGGGUUGUGACCUGAUGGUCAUGACGACGUCCGUCUCCCUGCUGCAGGGAAAGAAUCCCUACACGUGCACUUAGCUGGCACGGGUAACGAAGUGUCAUGCCUGCCGCAGAAUAUACCAAACGGCUUGCCACGUGUCCCUCCUUGGUUGAGGGGGACCGCCAGUGAUGCCUAUAAGUACUCCGUUUUUCAAAGGGAGUUGUCAUGCUUCCUUCCUAUAAGUACCAAACACGAAAAGAUUGCUUUCUCUUUCUAAACCCUCUUGCUCUCCCUUGUGAGUUCUCGCUCUCCUUCCGUACGUUACCAUGACCUCUAUUACCCCCACAUCAUCUUCCCAUAGGCGUUCUGAGGGGUCGUCUGACGAUGGCUGUAACUCUGGUGAUGACCUCACGGUUUACAAACGUGGGAUGCCUCCUCGGCCUCCCCGUUACACUCUUAAUUUCAACAACGUUCAACAUCAACGCCAACGUCUGCUUUCUCGUGAGAGGGGCUUGAUUCCCCAGUUGUUCCCUCCCCCACGAGGCUGGGACGUACGGUCCAUCCGUCAUCCCAUGCAGCAUUUACCUGGCCAUGUGGUUGUCCACCUGGAUUCCGUGCUCGCCGGGUUUCUUUUCCCUUUACAAUCUUUCCAUAUUUCUUUGUUUAGGGGUCUUGGCAUCGCCCCGGCGCAGCUCGUCCCGAACUCCCAUCAGAUCGUAGCCGGUUUCAUUAUCCGCUGCCAUGACGCGGGAGUCGUUCCUUCUGUGAAGUUGUUUAUGCAUUUCUUCCGGCUUUCCUCCAAUGGGCAAACGGGUUAUCUUAACCCCGUGGCCCGUCCAUGGAGAAUCCUCUUCUUCAACAACCCCUGAGUCCGAAUGGCUGGGAGGAGAGGCUCUUUUUCGCCGAGGUUGGGUCCCCUUUUCCCUUCUCUGACCGGUGGAACGCCUACCCGGUCAAGUUCGAGCCUCCGAUCUUGAGUUCGGCCGAACUGAAACAAACCGCUUGUAUUGCCGACUCGGGGGUUCAAAACCUGCGGCUGCUUGUGAACGUUGCCAAUCUGAACAAGGCUGGUAUAGGUACGUCUCUAUCACAGCUCGGGCUUUAACCAUGUAUCCUUGAGGAGCUAGCUGAUGAUUCUUAUGUCAAGGGGAUGAUCGGCCUCGUGGCGGGCAAUCUCCUGGUUCUUGAGCGUUACCUCCCUGCUCCCUUUGAUCCUGAAGUCGUUGGGCUUAAUGCUUCGUUCAUCGAGGCUUAUAAAGGGGCUCUGAAGCUCCUCCAAAAGCAAUCGCUGAGGGAAAAGGGGGAGAAGGGUGGCCCUUCCUCUUAGUCGGGGGAGUGUGUCAAGUUUGCAGCCCUGUUGACCUUCUGAACUCAAUUAACUGCUCCCUAAUCAUCCCGCCAUGAACAAUCCCUCUGGUCGGAUCCUGGUGAGACUUGUAGGGACCAGGGCGUACCCCCUAACUUGGGCAAUAGAACAUGACAGCUUUCACUGUUGGCAUUUGAUUUCACUCCGAACUCGUGUAUGACAUGUAUUUUUCCGGCCGGUAGAGCCGAUUAAUAAGACAUAGUGCUUUAUUUAUUAUGAUCGCCUUUCAUUCUUCCGAUGUUGUAAUCCUUUUUUCGUCAUCCGUUCGUCGUAUCUGCCCUUUUUAGCCCGGUCCCUUAGAUCCUGAGCUGAACCAGAUCGAUAUAAUUGGUGCGGAACGGGUAUGUCCCCUUUAGGGGUUCCCUGAUUCUUUGCUCUGUCAUCCGUUCGUCGUAUCUACCCUUUUUAGCCCGAUCCCUUAGAUCCUGCGCUGAACCAGAUCAAUGUAAUUGGUGAGGAACGGUAUUAUCCCCUUUGGGGAUUCCCUGAUUCUUUGCUCCAUCAUCCAUUCGUCGUACCCGCCCUUUAGACCGGUCCUUUGGAUCCUGAGCUUGAGCUAAGUCGUCGUAGCUGGUGAGGAAUGGUGUUAUCCCCUUUAGGGAUUACCUGAUUCUAUGCUCCGUCAUCCGUUCGCCGUACCCGCCCUUUAGCCCUGUCCUUUGGAUCCUGAGCUUGAGCUAAGUCGCCGUAAUCGGUGAGGAGCGGGUUUAUCCCCUUUGGGGAUUCCCCAGAUUCUUUGCUCCGUCAUCCGUUCGUCGUACCCGCCCUUUAGCCCGAUCCUUUGGAUCCUGAGCUUGAGCUAAGUAGCCGUAAUCGGUGAAGAGCGGGUUUAUCCCCUUUGGGGAUUCCCCAACCCUUUUUUUGGGCUUUUUCUUCGUUUCGCCACCCGCUCGUUGUACCUGAUCUUAGCCUGGUCCUUGGGAUCCUGGGCUGAGCUCGGCCGCGAUUUUGGUGGGAAACGGGUUUAUCCGUUUGAGGAUUCCACAGUUCUUCGUUUCGCCACCCGCUCGUCGUACCUGCUAUUGGCCUGGUCCUUUGGAUCUUGGGCUGAGCUCGGCCGCGAUUUUGAUGGGAAACAAGUUUAUCCUUUUGAGGAUUCCCCAAGUUCUUCGUUUCGCCACCCGCUUGUCGUACCUGCUUUUGGUUUGGUCCUUUGGAUCCUAGGCUGAGCUCAGCCGCAAUUUUGAUGGGAAACGGGUUUAUCUGUUUGAGGAUUCCCCAGUUCUUCGUUUCGCCACCCGCUCGUCGUACCUGCUCUUGGCCUGGUCCUUUGGUCUUGGGCUGAGCUCGGCCGCGCUUUUGAUGGGAAACGGAUUUAUCCUUUUGAGAAUUCCCCAGUUCUUCGUUUCGCCACCCGCUCAUCGUACCUGCUCUUGGCCUGGUCCUUUGGAUCCUGGGCUGAGCUCGGCCACGAUUUUGAUGGGAAACGGGUUUAUCCUUUUGAGGAUUCCCCAGUUCUUCGAUAGUUAUGUCUCCCUCUUCCCCUUUUUUGGGUGGAAGGAAUUUGAGUGAGUUAUUGAUAGAACUUCUUCAGAUGUUCUACGUUCCAUGUGCCAAUGAAACGUCCUUCCAUGGUUUGGAGGAGGAACGUCCCCAUGGCAAACUUCUUGUAGACCCUGUACGGCCCUUCCAAGUUCUUGGCCAUUGUGCCGCCUUCAAGCGGCUUACUCUUCUCUUGUUUCCAAAGUACUAGGUCCCCGACCUCGAUCUUCCUGACUUUGACUGCCUUGUUGAAAUACCUUUCGGUGGCUCGAUGGUAUUCCUCCAUGCGUCGUGCGGUUAGGUCUCUCCUUUCCUCAAUGAAGUGCAGCUCGGCCCGUAGGUUCUCCUCGUUCCGUUCUGGCUAGAAGUGUAUCGCCCGGUGUGUAGGCACGAGUACCUCGGUGGGGACUUUGGCCUGGAACCUUUAUGUCAGUGCGAAAGAAGUUUCCCCGGUCGAUGUCCUCGGGGUCGUCCUGUAACGUCCAUAAGAUGUAAUUCAGCCGCUCCGGCCAGGUUGAGGAAUAGUCUUCCAAUUUUUCCUUGAUACCGUCCAUGAUGGUCCGGUUCAUGUUUUCUACUUGGUCGUUGGCCUGCGGGUAUGCAACCGAAGCCUUGGAGUGUCUGAUGCCCCAUUUGGCUAGGUACACUUCGAAACCUUUGCCGACGAACUGUCGGCCGUUGUCUGUAAUGAUCUGCUCGGGGAUACCGAAUCGGCAUAAGAUGUUCUGUCAAACGAAACGCUGGCACUGGAAUUCUGUGAUAUUCGCCAAGGGCUCGACCUCUACCCAUUUGGUGAAGUAAUCGAUGGCCAGAAUUAUAAACUUCUUGCCACCGGUCGUCCUCGUUAGAGGUCCUAACAAAUAUAUCCCUCAUCUCGCGAAGGGCAAAGCGACGGUCAUCGGUGUAUAGAAGCUAUCUGGCCUUCCCGGCAUGGGUGCGUACUGCUAGCACAUUGCACACUUCUGGGUGUGGUUGAAGCAAUCCCGUUGGAUGGUCGGCCAGUAGUACCCCUGCAGGAUGAUCUUCCUUGCUAAUGUCCGCGGUCACUGGUGGCUGGAGCAGAUUCCUUCGUGAAUUUCUUCCAGGACCGCUGCUGCUAGGUUCGGUGGUAAGGAUCUGAGGUAAGGAUCGCCGAACGUUUUCUCGUAUAGCUCCCCAUCGAUAAGUUCGAAGCUCAGGGCUCGUCUCUUUAUCCACGGGGCCUUUCCGGAGGUUCGUCCAUCUUUAUCCAGGGGGAGAGUUCCGUCCCUGAGACAAUCGGCUACCUCCUUUGCCCAAUUUGGUUCUGCAAAAGAAAUAGCGUGUACCUGGAUAGUUUCUGUUGUCGGGCGGAGGAGCACGUCAUGUCUGGCAAAGCCUCUGACGUGUUUGGGGAUGAGCGUCGCCUGAUCCUCGGAUAGAGGAUUGCCUAGCUUGGAUAGGAUAUCGGUCUCAGCAUUCUCUACCCGGGAUACCAGAUCGAUGAUCACCUGCUCAAAUUGCGCAGUUUGCUCCUCUGCCAGUUCUUUGAAAGCCUUCAUCCGUUCUUCCCUUGUUUCUGCAGUGUCAUUCAUAUGUGUGACGCAACUGGCUAUCCAUCCUUACCUUCAGACGAGCUACUCCGAGGGCCCUUGCGUAUUUCAUACCCUUCAAUAAGCGCCUCGUACUCAGCCUCGUUGUUGAUAACCUUGAAAUCAAACUUCAUAGAGUAGUAGGCCUUGAAGCCUUCGAGGGAAGUGAUGACCGCACCCCCCCACAUCCUUUGGCGCUAGAUGCCCCAUCGGUGUACAUCUCCCACCAAUUGUCAAAAUCAUCUCCGCCAGGAGUCCCAUUCUCAGUGCGGGCCGUGCAUUCGGCGAUGAAAUCUGCCAGUGUUUGCCCCUUGAUCGUCGGCCUUGGCUUGAAUUCCACAUUAUACUGCCCGAUCAUCAAGGACCACUUGGUAAUCCUCCCACUCGUAGGGCAGAGCACGGGUCGGGUUCGAGCGGGUCGAGUUCAAAAAUGGUAAACCCGUUCGGGUAUCGGAUUGAUAAUUUCAAACCCUACCCUAUCAAAAAAAUUAUCGGGUUUUUUCGGGUUGAAAAAAUUCGGGUGGCGGUCGGGUUGAUACGGUUUUCGGGUCCAUUCGGAUUGUAAUUUAUUAUUGUUGAAAUUGUGAUAAACAAAAUGGUAAUUGGUAAAAAUAUCAUUCAAAGUUAUACUAGUACUAGUAUAACAUUCAAAGUAAUAGUUGUAUAAAUACAGUAAUAGACAUAUUUGAACAUGUAAAAUAAUAAUAUACGCUGAUUGAUAUAUUUGACAUUGUGAUAAAUAAAAUGAUAAUUGGUCAAAAUAGCAUUCAAAGUCAUAACAAUACAACACUCAAAGUUAUAGUUGUACAAAUACGGUAAUUGGAAUAUUUGAACAUGCAUAAUAUGGUAAUUGGCAUAUAAUAAUUGAGAUAUUUGAACAUGCAUAAUAAUUCAAAGUAGUAUAUAUACUACGCUAGUUCGGUUUUUCGGGCGGGUCGGGUAGCAUAAUUGGUAACCCUACCCACUACCCACUUAAGUCUCGGGUUGCAAGAAUCGGAUCGGAUUUGGGUAUUUCAGGUCGGGUUUUCCGACCCCAACUAAAAAAUCGGAUAUAUCUGAUCGGGUCAAACGUGUAGGAUCGGGUUUGCUCUCCCUUACCCACUCGCCAUAGGAUUUCUGAGGAUGGUGGCGAGGGGCUGAGUUGUGAACACCGUCACCGGGUGUGCCUGGAAGUACGGUGCCAAGCGUUUGAUUGAUGCGAUCAAAGCGAGGACCGUCUUCUCCAUCAGUGUGUAUCUUGUCUCUAGGUCGUUCAGCGCCUUGCUCACAAAAUAUAUCGAUCGUUGAACGCCCUUUACUUCUUUCAACAGAACAGAGCUCACUGCCAGGUCGGCCACAGUCAAAUACAUGUACAACUGCUCCCCGGGAUCCACCUUGGUGAGGACGAGCGGCGAGGAGAGGUACGUCUUGAAGUCUUCAAAUGUUGUCUGGCAUUCCGGGGUCCACUCAAGAGGGUUGACCUUCUUCAUGAUUUGAAAAAAGGGAAUUGUCCGGUCUGUCAACUUCGACAUGAACCGGCUCAGAGCUGCCAGACGCCCGGUGAGCCUCUGUACGUCCUUCAAGUUCCUGGGUGCCUCCAUGUCCAUGAUGGAUUUUACCUUCUCUGGGUUAGGCUCAAUUCCCCGUUCACUCAUCAUGUAACCAAGGAAUUCCCCCCCCCCCCCCCCCCCGACGGCAAAGGCACAUUUUUCAGAUUCAAUCUCAUGUUCACCCCUUCCAUGAUAGUGAAGACCUUCUCCAUGUCUUGGAUGUGGUUCUCCUUCUUCUUGCUUUUGAUCAGGAUAUCAUCCACGUAGGCCUCCAUGAUUUUGCCAAGGACUUCCUUGAACAAUAUCCCGAUCAUCCUCUGGAAGGUCGCCAUCGCGUUCCUCAGGCCGAACGGCAUGACCACGUAGCAGUACACCCUGUCCGACGUGACAAAUGCAGUCUUCUCAGCGUCGUCCGGAUGCAUGAACACUUGGUGAUAUCCUCUGAAGGCAUCCAUGAAACUGAGCAGUUCACACCAUGCAGUCUUAUCCACCAACAGAGAUCUAUCCUCGGUACGGGAUAAGGAUCCAUUGGGCAAGCUUUAUUGAGGUCGGAGUUGUUGACGCACAUUCGCCAUGUGGGCGCUUUGGGUGCCAAAACGACAUUAAACAGCCACUCCACGUGCAUAACUGGUCGGACAUGGCGUAUGUUGAGCAAGGUGGUGACCUCCACUUUAAUGAAGUCCCUCUGUUCGGCCGCCAUAUAUCUCUUCUUCUGUUGGAUGGGCCUGGCAUCCGGCCGGACGGCCAGCUUGUGGCAGAUAAUCUGCGGGUCAAUCCCCGGCAUGUCCUUUGGUCCUCUGGCAAACAAGAUCUUGAACCUUCGGAGAACAAGGAUCACGCCUUCUUGGAUCUCAGGCUCCAAUCCAGUCCCAAUGGAUACCAUCCGGUCGGAAGGAUCAUCAAGUUCUAUCUCCUCAAGCAGCGUUGCCGGCUCUGGCCGGGAUAAGGCAUCUUCCCGUCGAGCGGUCUCAGCGAUGUUGACCCUCAUACCUCGGUCGAUCAUCUUUUUCACGACCUCUUUGUAGCAGGCUCUUGCGGUGUCUAGGUCCGUACGGGCCACCCCUACCCCCGUCUCCGUGGGGAAUUUGAUGCAGGAAUGCCGUACGGAGUAGAUAGUCUUCAGGUCUUCCAAACCUGGUCUUCCAUGAAUGGCAUUGUGGGCACACUUUAGCCGCACGACCACAAAUGUCAUAGGGAUCGCCGCACGGUGCUCCCCAUCUCCAAUUUCUACCGGCAGGACAAUUGUCCCUUCGGCCUCAAUGUUGUGACCGGUGAACCCAGCCAAGGGCGUUCGCAGGGGGUCAGCUCAGCUCUGCUCAGAUGCAUUCUUUCGAAAACGUCCCAGUACAGGACGUUGAUGUUGCUGUCUGUGUCAACCAGGACUCGCCGAAUGAUCCAAUCCCUGAAGUCCAUGCUAAUCACCAGCUUGUCCCUGUGGGGCCCCGGUGAUUUAAGUAAAUCUGUCGGACCGAAUACAAUAGGCUCGGCCCUGUGCUUCUUAGCGGGAGGUGCGGAUAUGGAAUUGAUUUGGAGGGCCCUUUCGAACAUCUUCCUCUCUGCUGGGGUGUCCCCGGUCUCUGCACCUACGAAGAUCAUCUCGAUCUCCAACUUCUUUCUGGAACCGAUCGGCCCGAGAGACGUUUCGGGUCGCUUAUCACCGUGACGAAAAUCCACGUCCUUGACCUCAGCCUCCCGCCGAUCGUCCCGACGCCAGCUGUUGAGCUUCCGGUGAGGUUGUGAGUGACCUUGAGGGGGUGCCCUUGCAGUGAAUUCCCCGAGGUAACCCCUUUUGAUGAGAUCCUUGAUGGCGAACUUCAAGCGGUUGCAGUCAUCCGUAUUGUGCCCGGGCUUCCAGUGAUACUCGCAAUAGGCCUCCAUGUCUUGACCCAUUGUCUGCCCCAGCAUGUUCUUGUGCACCCCAAGGAACGUAACUGUCAACCAUCUUCUUCUUCUUCUGUGUGGGAGAAUUCUCUGGCCCGAGACCCAGUCGGUCAGCCACUUUGCGUGUUGAAGGGGUUACAACCCCAUCCCGCUGAGCAAUCUCCUCCUCGAUUGCAGUGAAUUUUUGUGCCCUAACAAGUACCUCGACGUAAUUAUUUUCGGGGUUCCUCUUCAGAUCCUGGUAGAGAUCCCCGGUUGUGAGUGCAUUGGUGAAGAGGGUGAUGUUGGUGCCCCCGGGAGGUCCUCCACCUUCAAGGAGUUGUUCAAAACCAUCGAUGGAUUCGGGCCUGAGCUGCCCGAACCAUUCCUGUGUUGGCCCUCUGAGGGUGCUGAAGAACAACCUGCAAGGGCCGGCCCAUCAACCCAUUAGGGCCUCCAACGAACGUCCCCAGAAGGCCCACGAGGACCUCCUACGAACGUCUUGUUGGAGGCCCAAGACAAUGGGUUACCUGUCCG
This is a messenger RNA of Cuscuta europaea, 13042 nucleotides long. NCBI's taxonomy places the organism in Eukaryota, Viridiplantae, Streptophyta, Magnoliopsida, Solanales, Convolvulaceae. The record is from the annotation of a GenBank genome assembly.